AUGGCAUUUCCCAUUCUGGGACUUCACCGUAAAACCCAGACCAAUAAAGUCCCGUUGCUAAUGGAGGCCCGUAAUGAAAACGAGCACGUAAUCGAUAUUGCAAGCAGCAGCAACCAUUCACCUUCAGUUUCAGCUAACGAGAGGCUUCCAGGUGAUGUCCACCAACAAUUUAGUGAUGACCAGACUUCCACGAGCUCAAGAAACCCCAUCUAUCAGCCUGCAAUGUUUUCUGCUGGCCCAACUUCAAGGAACUCGUCAGUUGUGCGGAGAGGAAACAGCCGGGCCCGCCAGAGAAGCCCAUUGAAUUCUGCUCUGUGGAUAUCUGUGGAGCUAGUUUUGACAGUCAGCCAGAUUGUUGCGGCUGCUGUGAUUUUGUCUCUGUCCGAGCACGAGAGUCCGCAGGCCCCUCUGAGGGCAUGGAUCGUGGGCUAUGCAUCUGGUUGUUUCGCGAUUCUUCCUCUUUUAUACUGGCGUUUUAAGCAUCGAAACCAGGUUUCCGAACAGGAAGGGUCCCAGCGCUUGGAUUCUUCACAGGGGAAUGGUAACGGUGGGCCCAUGACUCGGAGAGUCAUGGAAGGUAGUCAAAUGGAUUCUUUACAGGGUAAUGGUAAUCGUAUGGCAAAUGGUGCAGUAAUCAGGGGCAACCAAAGUAAUGGAUUGUUGAACUCGAGGCUUAAGGUGUUAUUUGAGUACUUCAAGAUGGCUUUGGAUUGCUUCUUUGCUGUCUGGUUUGUGGUUGGCAAUGUAUGGAUUUUUGGAGGACACUCAUCUUCCAAUGAAGCCCCCAACCUGUACACGUUGUGCAUAGUAUUUCUUGCCAUUAGCUGUAUCGGUUAUGCAAUGCCAUUUAUUCUGUGCACCACAAUCUGCUGCUGCCUGCCGUGUAUAAUAUCAGUUCUUGGCUUCAGAGAAGAUUUCACUCAGAAUAGAGGAGCAACUCAGGAAUCGAUUAAUUCCCUGCCAACUUAUAAAUUUAAAGUAAAGAAAAAUAAAAACUCCAAUGAUAAGGAGGCAGGUGGAGUCGAGGGUGGGAUAGUGGCUGCCGGGACUGAGAAAGAGCGUGUGGUGUCAGGAGAAGAUGCAGUUUGCUGUAUUUGCUUGACAAAGUACGCGAAUAAUGACGAACUUCGUGAGCUGCCUUGCUCACAUUUCUUCCACAAAGAAUGUGUCGACAAGUGGCUGAAAAUCAACGCGUCUUGUCCUCUUUGCAAAGCCGAAGUUGGCGAGAGUAUUCUGAGUUCUUUAACUGAAGCAACUGCAAACUUGCGAAAUAACACUAUAUAA
Messenger RNA from Striga hermonthica, 1284 nucleotides. The record is from the annotation of a GenBank genome assembly. Lineage: Eukaryota; Viridiplantae; Streptophyta; Magnoliopsida; Lamiales; Orobanchaceae.